Monodelphis domestica (gray short-tailed opossum) is the source of this 4223-nucleotide messenger RNA. The record is from RefSeq and is a predicted model, not a curated record. Lineage: Eukaryota; Metazoa; Chordata; Mammalia; Didelphimorphia; Didelphidae.
GGGUAGAGCAGGGCAGGAUGAGUGAGUCGGCUAGCACUGUGUCCUGUCCGGUGUUGGGAGAGGAGUCGGACCCCGUGGCCAGUCCGGGGUCCGAAGCAGUGUCUGGCGUCCUGAGUCCUCUUACUGAGGCACUGUUCCAGAGUCACUUUGGGGGCGCCGAGCAGGGUCUAGAUCCUUUCCCCGACCAGCUGCUACGAGGCUUUCGGGACAAGCUGUUCCGGACCUGCUCCAAGAGGGAGGCGUGGAGGCUUCUCCGGGCCCGGUUCCCUCCCUUAACCUGGCUGCCCUGGUAUCCCUGGAGGACCUGGUUGCUCGGAGACGCGGUAGCCGGAGUCACCGUGGGCGUAGUGCAUGUACCGCAGGGCAUGGCCUUUGCUCUCCUAACCUCGGUGCCUCCUGUGUUUGGACUAUAUACCUCCUUUUUUCCUGUUCUCAUUUACACCUUUCUGGGCACUGGAAGACAUCUGUCCACUGGGACCUUUGCAGUACUCAGCCUUAUGACAGGUUCAGCAGUAGAGAGCCUGGUCCCAGAGGCCCCCGGGGGCAACCUGAGCGCGACUGAGAGAAUGCAGCUGGACCUGCAGAGGGUCGGGGCGGCGGCGGCAAUUGCCUUCUGGAGCGGGGUGCUGAUGCUAGGGAUGUUCGCGUUGCAGCUCGGCUUCCUGUCCACCUUCCUGUCGGAACCCGUGGUCAAGGCUCUCACCAGUGGGGCCGCGGUGCACGUGCUUGUGUCCCAGCUGCAGAGCCUCUUAGGAUUGCCCUUCCCCCGGCAGAUCGGCUUCUUUGCUCUCUUCAAGACGCUGGCCGCGGUGCUUACUGCACUGCCACAAAGCAGUCCGGCUGAACUGACCAUCUCGGCCCUUAGUUUGGCGCUCCUGGUGCCAGUCAAAGAACUGAACGUGAGAUUUCGAGACAGGCUGCCUACCCCUAUCCCAGGAGAGGUCUUCAUGGUGCUCUUGGCCUCUCUUCUCUGUUUUACCUCUUCUCUGGACACGAGAUACAAUGUACAAAUCGUUGGGUCACUGCCAGUUGGGUUCCCCCAACCAUUGAUACCAUCUCUGUCUACUGUGCCCCUGGUUCUUGCCUACUCCCUUCCAAUCGCACUGGUUACUUUUGCUGUGUCGGUGUCUCUGGCUUCAAUCUAUGCAGACAAGCACAGCUAUACCAUCGAUCCCAACCAGGAGCUCCUGGCUCAUGGUAUCUCCAACCUAGUCUCCUCACUCUUCUCCUGCUUCCCCAACUCAGCCUCAUUGGCUACAACCAGUUUGCUAGUGGAUGCAGGGGGCCACACACAGCUUGCAGGCUUCUUCUCCUGUGCAAUUGUCUUAUCCGUGCUCCUGUGGUUGGGGCCUCUUUUCUACUAUUUGCCCAAGGCUGUCCUUGCCUGCAUCAACAUUUCCAGCAUGCGCCAGAUGUUCUUCCAGAUGCAGGAGCUGCCCCAGCUGUGGCACAUCAGCAAGAUGGAUUUUACUGUGUGGCUGGUCACAUGGGUCGCUGUAGUGACUUUGAGUGUGGACUUGGGCCUCGCCAUAGGUGUUAUCUUCUCCAUGAUGACUGUAGUUUGCCGAACACAGAGGAUACAGGGUCUGGUGCUCGGACAAGUAAAGGGAAGAGAGCUCUUCUGUCCAGUCAGAGAAAGUUCUAAGCUCUGUCAGGUUCCUGGACUACGAAUCUUCAGAUACCCUGCACCCCUUUAUUUUGGGACCAGAGGCAAGUUCCGUAGAACCAUGGGACAGUUGCUGGGCCUGGAGAGGCGAGAAGAGGCUGGUGACCUCUCUUUUCUUCUGCUAGGAACCUGCAAAGUUACAUGGAUCACCGGAGACAGGAGCGGAGCUUGUUCAAGUUGUCAUUCUGGACUGCAGUGGUAUCGUCUUUGUGGACGUAGCUGGAGCCCGGGAGCUGGUACAGGUCUGUUCACGCGUGUUGGGAAGGGUGGUUGGAGGGAUGAAUGGAUUACUUUUUAAAACAUUUUAUUAAGCGCUUACUAUGUUCCAAGCAUGGUGCUGAGCGCCAAGAAUACAAAUAGAAAUAGAAGACUGUCUCUGCCCUCAAGGGGCUUCCAUUCUAAUAUGGAGACAACUAGGGAAACUCUGGCCAGGGAAGGAUCUUUGAUUUGGAAAGUUAAAAGAAAUGGCGGGUGAGAGUAGCCAGGGUACGGAUUGGCAGACUGGAUUCUGUCCUGGAGCCAUGACAGAGUUUAUGUCAUGAGGGUACCAGAACUGGAAAAAAGGAGUUGUAGGAGCCAAGAAGGGGUGACAUGGCGGGGGAGGGAAGUGAAUCAUGGCUGAAGCUGGUCUUAAUCCCAGGCAAGUCCUUUUCUAACCAUCUUAAAACUCUUCCCCCCUUCCCUAGCUGGCUAGUCAGUGCAGUGCAGCCAGAAUUCACCUCCUCUUGGCUCAGUGUAAUGGUAAGAUGCACAGCACUGGGGAGGACUGGAAUGCUUUGAAUUAUGGGAUGGGGAUGAAGCGGAAGCCAGAGCUGGACCUUCAAUCAUCUUUUCCGUGGGCACAGCCCCUGUACUUCGGACACUAACCAGGGCUGGGCUCCUGGACGUAUUGACUCCAGAGCAACUUUUUGUGAGCGUCCAAGAUGCGGCUGCCCAUGCACUGGAGAGUUUGGUAAAGAUCUGGGUAGGAGGGGCUGAUGGAAGGAAAUGAGGGGGCCAUGAAAAGGAAACUAGACCAUGGGAUAAGUAAUGGUCCAGGGCGCAAUGCAUGAAGAAGGGCAAUUGGGUGGUCCCAAAGUGAGGGAGCCUGGGAGGAUGACUGGGAUUCAAAAACUGAUGAGGUAGAUAGAGAGGAGGAGAAUGGAAGUUGAAGGAAGGAGCAAGAGGGUGGACUAACCCUUUGUAAAGGAGGGCUCAAGUGGGGGUCUUUCAAAAUAGAAUUCCCUACCCAGCUUCCUUACCUGGACUCUCACUGGGGAGGAUGAUUAUCAGUUCUCAGGCCCAGCAUGCAUAGGGAAGGGGAGGUGGGAGGAUGGUCUCCAGAAUGCUUUCCUUCACUCUCUCCUAACAUGCCCUUCUCUUCACAGGAACCUCUGGCCUCAAAGACCUCCAUGGUCUGGGUUUGAACCUGGCAGCUGUUUGUAUUAGGAAUCCCUGGAGCACUGCUCACAUAUAGUUAGGGAGAAAUUAUGACCACUGAGGGAAAAACCGGAGUGGGCGUCCCUUUUUAUUUAUGUUAUCAAUAAAUAAAAUUAGCUUUUCCAUGAUCACCAUAAGUGCCAGCCCUUUCUAGCUUGGCUUGGGAUCUGAACACUCCAACAGAAGUCUCUUAGAGACCCUUUUCCCCACCUUGAUCCUGAAGAGACCAAACGGGCUCUGAUUACAACGCUGCUGCCUCAUUGGACAGCACCCCCCCCCCCAGACCUAUCUCCAAGAUCAAAAUUCCCCUGGGGAGAACUGUGUAUGCUUCAUAGAAUUCUGGCCUAGAGAAACAAAGAGGGAAGAUGAUGCAUACCUGGAGCCUCUGCUCUCAAGGAGAUUGGGCAGUCUCCACUUGGGGCUGGGUUCCAUUUGGCUGUCCAGACUCUCAGACUCUUUGGCACUAGAAGGGUUUUUAAGGGUACCCUAUUACUCUCUCCACAAGAACAGGGGAUGGAGGGUAGCACUGAUGAGGUGGGGCUGGCACUGAAUUGGUCACAGCUCCAGUUGUACCUUUGGCCACUGAGGAGGUCGCCAGGACCCGUUCUCAUCCUGGGUUUCGGUCAAGGUCCAAGAAUGGGAAGGGUUGGAUAGUCUUUGAACAGUUCUUGAGGGGCGAGUCACAGAGUUGAUCAGCAGGGCAAUUAACAGAAGUAGUGACUAGAGACUGCAUACAGGUCUGUUCCGAGGGUUUUGUGUGAAGGAAAUCAUUGAAGGAUGGAGGAGAGAAUUGAAACUCUGGUGCCUUCUGUAGUCAGCAGGAACAGCCAGCAAUUGAGGUAGGGGACAACAAGGCAGGAGGCAGGCUGGAUGUCCCCUGGGUGAGAGCUGGCUAAGCAGGUGUGAAGGAGAGUCAGAGGGCUGAGAGGAAGUGUGACAAACCGAGUGGAGACAGGAUUGCAGCCUCUCAACUUCCAUGUUGGUGCUGGGUGGGGGGCCCGCAUGGCUGCUGUGGAACAUCAAGUAAACGGAGAAGCUUGAUUAGGGAAAUUCCCCUAAAAGCCAUCUACCUCCACUCUCUCUUUCAUCCUUCUCCCCUUCUCCUUUCUGAUGAAUAAAGAUUGCAAAUCUAUGGCUA